This is a messenger RNA of Rhincodon typus (whale shark), 1293 nucleotides long. It is a transcript of the gene tmed6, whose product is annotated as transmembrane p24 trafficking protein 6. Gene Ontology annotation, cellular component: Golgi apparatus; COPII-coated ER to Golgi transport vesicle; endoplasmic reticulum-Golgi intermediate compartment. Gene Ontology annotation, biological process: Golgi organization; intracellular protein transport; endoplasmic reticulum to Golgi vesicle-mediated transport. The record is from RefSeq and is a predicted model, not a curated record. Bases 25 to 753 code for a protein of 242 amino acids. Lineage: Eukaryota; Metazoa; Chordata; Chondrichthyes; Orectolobiformes; Rhincodontidae. The transcript has 4 exons.
UUCUCCAUACAUCACUACAGUAAAAUGUCUGCACAAGGUGUUAUAGUUAUGUACGUGUGUGUUGCCCUGUUUGUAAAUGGAACAUCUCAAAAUACCAAGCCAAUAGAUGGUUCUAAUGAAUCUGGUACUUUUCGUGGUGCUGAUCAAUAUGACUUUUCCAUCGUUCUCUCAGGAGGUGGGCAGGAAUGUUUCUGGCAUUAUGCAGACAAGGCAGGCUAUUUUUAUUUCAGUUAUGAGGUUCAGUGGAUGAUGGGGUUACAGAAUAACCGAGCUAUAACUGCCACAGUUAAUACACCCACUGGGCGCCUGAUUGAUACAUCCAGAGGAGCAAGUGGCCAAAUUAAUUUCAAAACAAAUGAAUCAGGUUUUUAUCAAAUUUGUUUGAACAACUUUUUGUCACACUUUGGAUCAAAGCAGAUCUUUAUCAGUUUUGGAGUUUACUAUGAUGGUUUUGGUGAGAAAACAGAAGCAGAAAACAAAGAAAAAGUUCAACUGAAUGACACACUUGCUGCUAUUCAGGAUACAACCAUCAAAGUACAAAGCCACGUCUUCCAUAUGUGGAGAUUUUAUAACUUUGCCAGGAUGCGCAAAGGAGCUGAUUACUUUAUUGUACUAGCAAGCAAUAACUAUGUGAAUUGGUGGUCAUUUGCCCAGAGUGUAGUCAUUGUUUCAUCUGGUAUUUUACAGCUUUACUUUCUGAAGCGUCUAUUUGCUGUCAGAGUCACCAAUGCGAGUGAAAACCUCAGAUGUUAGACAUAGUUACAGUGAAAAAAUUAACUGUUAAUAUGGGUGGAUUACUAAAAAAUUACAAAUUUUAAUCAAGCUUUAUCAUUUCAUCUAAGUUUCAGUUUUCAUGGGCCAGUGACUGACCAUUCAAUCCUAGUUUACUGAGUUUCCUUGAUGCCUCAACUGCCCUUGUUUGAUUCUCACAAGACAAUAAGGUUAAUCUAUCCACACAUUGAUAAAUAUGCCUGUCGGAAACUUGUGGAUGCUCUUUUACGGCUUUAUUAGAAUGUGGAUGUACAAAACUGCUGACGUCUGAUUAUUGCUAAUAUUCAAAUUUUGAAGGAGUUUUUUUUCCCAGGGAUGAUACAAACAAAAUGCAUGGGAAAGUGAUCACAACCAACACAUUUAUUUCUUUUUAUUCCUUUCACGCUGUGUUUAACCCAGUCUCCAUUUCAUGUUUUCCAUUUCCUAGAUUCAAAUUUUGUUUAUCUUGAAAUCAUUGUGACACUAAAUUGUUCAAAAUAUGAGACUGUACAUUUACUAAAUUAAAAUAACUCCUAUCAGCUA